AUGGCCAGGGGACCUCCAUUCUUAACAUCACAACGUCGCCAUCUAUCUUUCCAGAAUACAUCCAGGAUGUCUGCAUCAGACAAGCCCUCCAAGUUCAGCCACCUGCCCCGCGCUGCCGUGGGCCCCUUGAUAUGUCCUCACGAGGGACGAGGCCUCUUGGAAUCCUGCCAAUUCAACAAAGGAUCCUCCUUCCCGAAAGAAGAACGUCAAGCAUUCAGGCUUACAGGCUUACUACCCCCAAAUGUUCAGACAUUGGAGGAACAGGUCCAGCGAGCUUAUGAGCAGUAUAGCAGCCGGGAAAGUGAUAUCGCGAAAAACACAUUUAUGGCCAGUAUGAAGCAACAGAAUGAGGUCCUGUACUACAAGCUGUUAGAGACUCAUCUCAAGGAAAUGCUCAGUAUCAUAUACACGCCAACUGAAGGCGAUGCGAUACAGAACUAUUCCCGCCUAUUCAGGAAGCCAGAGGGGUGUUUUUUGAAUAUCAAAGAACAGGACAGGAUCGAAGAAUGCCUCGCCAACUUCGAGAGCGACGUUGAAACUGACUACAUCGUCGUUAGUGACGGAGAAGAGAUUCUUGGCAUCGGUGACCAAGGUGUAGGCGCCAUUUUGAUCUCAGUCGCCAAGUUGGCAUUGACAACCAUCUGUGCGGGAAUCCACCCAUCGCGACAGCUGCCUGUGGUCUUAGACUGCGGUACCGAUAAUGAGACUUUGCUCAAAGAUGACCUGUACCUGGGACUUAGACAACCGCGCGUGAGGGGCAAAGAGUAUGACGACUUUGUGGAGAAGUUUGUGACAGUUGCAAAGCAGAAGUUUCCGAAGGCAUAUAUCCAUUUCGAAGACUUUGGUCUCCAUAAUGCCAAGCGCAUCCUUGACAAGUUCCGCUCUCAGAUCCCAUGUUUCAACGAUGAUAUCCAGGGGACAGGGUGUGUGACAUUGGCUGCUUUGAUGGCUGCGUUGCAUGUCAGCAAGGUCAAGAUGGAAGAUGUGCGUGUGGUUGUUUACGGGUCCGGAUCUGCUGGCACCGGUAUUGCCGCGCAGAUCGCGGACACGAUUGCUACCGAGGCGAGUAAGUCGAGGGAAGAAGCGUCAAAGCAAAUAUGGUGUCUCGAUAAGCCCGGGCUUCUUCUUAAAUCACUGGGGGAUCAAUUGACGCCGGCCCAGGUGCCAUUCGCAAGGGAUGACGAUGAAUGGUCACCUGAGGAGCCCCGAGAUUUGCUGGCCGUGGUGAAAAAGGUGCAACCACAUGUGUUGAUCGGUACUUCUACUAAACCCAAAGCCUUCACAGAAGAGAUUAUUCGCGAAAUGGCCAGGCACAUUGAGAUACCAAUCGUGUUCCCUCUCAGCAACCCAACACGCCUGCACGAAGCGUGUCCCGAGGAUAUAAACCGUUGGACGGAUGGCAAGGCUUUAAUGGCUACGGGUAGUCCGUUUCCGCCAGUUGAACGGAAUGGAGGGAAGUACGAGAUUGCUGAGUGCAACAACUCUACUUGUUUCCCUGGAAUCGGACUUGGAGCGGUCCUCUCACGAACACGCGUCUUGUCAGACAAGAUGCUUGUCGCAGCAGUAAAGGCGUUAGCUAUGCGGUCCCCGGCGCUCCAGAAUCCUAAGAAGCCACUGCUCCCAGACGUUCAGGACGUCCGAGAAAUCAGCGUCGACAUUGCGAAAGCUAUCAUCAAAACCGCAGUGGAGGAAGGACACGCAGAGGAGACAGGAAUUCCUACGGAUGACCAGGAAUUAAAUGAAUGGAUCCGGAUUCAGAUGUGGGAGCCGAAGUACAGGCCGUUGGUGCGACCACACCUGGAGUAA
Molecule: messenger RNA, 1806 nt
Organism: Aspergillus homomorphus CBS 101889
Lineage: Eukaryota; Fungi; Ascomycota; Eurotiomycetes; Eurotiales; Aspergillaceae
Product: NAD-dependent malic enzyme
Exons: 8
Coding region: 1-1806 (601 amino acids)
Biological process (GO): malate metabolic process; pyruvate metabolic process
Cellular component (GO): mitochondrion
Molecular function (GO): NAD binding; malate dehydrogenase (decarboxylating) (NAD+) activity
Source: RefSeq, a predicted model, not a curated record